This is a messenger RNA of Leptosomus discolor (cuckoo roller), 862 nucleotides long. The record is from RefSeq and is a predicted model, not a curated record. Lineage: Eukaryota; Metazoa; Chordata; Aves; Leptosomiformes; Leptosomidae.
GGCAAACGUGACGGUCACCGACCUGGAGGAGCUGCAGGAGCUGUUGGUGGUCAAUAUAGAGAACAACAAACAUCUGGUCACAGGGUCAGUCCGAGCCAAGGUACUGAAAUGGGGUGAAGAUGUAACAGAGUUUCAGCCUCCACCCGAUUAUAUACUAAUGGCUGAUUGCAUUUACUAUGAGGAGUCGUUAGAACCCUUGCUGAAGACACUGAAGGACCUUACUGGCCCCGAUACGUGCGUCUUGUGCUGUUACGAACAGAGGACUAUGGGAAAGAACCCUGAAAUUGAGAGGAAAUACUUUGAGCUGCUUCAGGUGGACUUUGAGCUGGAAAAAAUCCCCCUGGAGAAGCACGACGAGGAGUACCGCAGCGAGGACAUCCAUAUCGUGACUAUCCACAGGAAGCCGACGGCCGACGACGGCAGAAAACGGAACCAGAGCUUCGCCCAGAGCGGCGCUGGACGCAUGUUGGCGUUACCUCUGCUGGGCGGCCGCGCGUCCGAGCGGCGGGCGGCUCACGGCAGCUCCAAGGACGCCCCACCGAAGGCUCUCUGCCUCUCGUCGCUGCACAGCGAUGGCUUUGACAUUGAAUUUCGAAGGAAAUCUCGCUUCUGCUCCAUCGUGGGAGCGACCGUGGCUGCCUGUGCCAGCCCACAGCCCCGGCUGCGUGCUCGGGGGGCAGAGAGCGAGCCGUCCUGCUCCGCCUGGGUGGCGACAGCCUCACGUUCGCGCUGCCCACGGCGCACCCGCGCGUUUUUGGGACCUGGCCUGAGCUCGGCCUCUCCAGUGAGAGCAUUCCUGGCGAACUCCACACUUCCUAAAACGCUGUCCCGGCUUGCGCAGCGCAACAGCGAUGAUGAGUGA